Messenger RNA from Phyllopteryx taeniolatus (common seadragon), 5821 nucleotides. RefSeq names its product RNA polymerase II elongation factor ELL2. The transcript has 12 exons. Gene Ontology annotation, molecular function: cis-regulatory region sequence-specific DNA binding. The record is from RefSeq and is a predicted model, not a curated record. Gene Ontology annotation, cellular component: transcription elongation factor complex. NCBI's taxonomy places the organism in Eukaryota, Metazoa, Chordata, Actinopteri, Syngnathiformes, Syngnathidae. Gene Ontology annotation, biological process: snRNA transcription by RNA polymerase II; transcription elongation by RNA polymerase II; positive regulation of transcription elongation by RNA polymerase II. Bases 18 to 1772 code for a protein of 584 amino acids.
GGUGUUCAGUUGUAGAAAUGGCAGCGCUGAGACAGGAGCGUCGCUACGGGCUGUCCUGCGGCAAAAUCAACAAAAACAGCCCCAAUCGAACUCUUUACCACGUCAAACUCACUGACACCGCCAUCCGGACCCUCGAAACCUACCAGAACUUGAAGGCCUCACUACCCAAUCAGACAUCCAUUUGCUUCAAGGGAAGCCAGGGGUAUAUUAAGAUCCCGACUUCGGACUCUCCAGAUGGAUUCAGAGUCUUCUCGUUCUACCUGUCCAGCGACAGCAAAGACAAACCUCAGUCCAGCUUCGACUGCAUUCAUCAGUUUGUUUCAGGAGAGGGCAAGGAUCAGCUGGAGGGCCAGGGCAGUAUCCAGGACAAGAUCACGGUUUGUGCCACGGAUGACUCCUACCAGGCCACACGGGAGCGCAUGUCCCAGGUGGAGAAGGACAUCUGGAGCCGCUCAGCUAUCGAGAUAAAACCAGGGCCAAGUAAGUGCAUUAAGGUCCAGAGGAAACAGGGUCUGGUUUCUGGCUCAGAUAGCAGCAACAAGCACUCCCCCAGCAAUAAGAGGAGCCUAGUUGCCAGCCCUGUGGCACACCGGCCCUUGAGGGACCGCAUCAUCCAUCUCUUGGCCUUAAAACCCUACAAGAAACCUGAGCUACUGCUGUGGUUGGAGAGAGAACGGGCCAGUCCAAAGGACAAGACUGACCUGACCUUAGUACUGGAUGAGGUUGGCAAGCUGAACCUUAAAGACAACAGCUAUUCUCUGAAGGAUGAGCUCUAUAGACAUGUCCAGAGAGAUUGGCCUGGUUAUCUGGAGGAGGAGAAGCAACUCAUUCACAGGCUGCUAAUCAGGAAGCUUCAGCCACUCCACAGCAGUAGCCAGUUGAAAAGUCCCCAAGCCCACCAGUCAUUCCACAAAACACCCGGGGAUUCUCCUUCCCAACUCAGUCCUGCAAAGACGCUUUCUGUGAAACGCCCUCUGCCUUUGGAUCCAUCCAACUGUCAAACCCCCAAAAAACAAAGACUAACAGACCACUGCUUGCCACGGCAGUCUCCCUCCCACGGCACCAAUGGGGCCCAAAAUGCCUCCGGCGGCCCACACGACAAAACCAACAAUCAUCUCCCGGCGUGUCUGAACGGUCUGCACUCGCCCCACAAAAUGAGCGGUUCGUCUACUACUCCCAAAGCGGAGAGGACAGAGCCGUCUUCUAAGCCGCUAACCCCCAAGUCCCCGCACAUCGACACAUUGUCGGUUUGCGCUGACCAACAACUGCCCAACGGUCAACAUAAAAAGAAGAAGUCCAAAAAGCACAAAGAGAAGGAACGGGAGCGCUUAAAACCGGAGUGGAUGGAGACCAGCCCAGAUUUGAAGAAGAACCAAGAAAAUCUCAAAGGAGAGAAAACACCUGUCAGACGAACCACAAAAGAGGACCUGCCGGACUAUUUAUUAAAAUACAGCUCAAUUACAGCAGUGGAACAACGUGAGCAAUACAAAGAUGACUUCUGUUCCGAGUAUGACGAAUACAGAGCUCUUCACGACCGCAUCGGGGCCAUCACGGAGAUGUUUGUUCAGUUAGGCUCAAAGAUCAACACGCUUGCCCCGGGGACGCAAGAGUACAAGCUCAUGGAGGAGCAAAUACUACAAAAGUACCGAAAGUAUAAGAAGAAAUUUCCCGGCUACAGGGAAGAGAAGAAGCGUUGCGAGUACCUCCAUCAGAAACUGUCCCAUAUCAAAGGUCUGAUCUCAGACUACGACCGGGCGCGGGAGCUCUCCUAGUACAAAUGGCGGCUACUCUCGAAACAGACUGAAAUGAGAAUGGACCAAAAGACUCGCAGCGGGCCCAGAGACAGACCAGCUGGGUGCUACAGUCGCUGAAACAUGACUCACUUUACACCUCCGUGUGUUCAUGGAAUCAAGGAGCAAGGUGGUUUCAAAGGUGGGACCCGGACCAGUGACUCGAGAUCAAAAGUUGGCCUUUAACGUGAUGCUUUUAGUGCUGUAAAGGCAGCAAAUUGUCCUGCUGUAAACUGACUGGGCAGAUGUGCAAGUGAAAGCCAAAUCUUAUUGUUGUUGUUUUCCUGAAUUCUAUAAUUGAUCGUUCCUGCCAAAAUGUUUUAUUCUAUUCUUUCUCAUGCCAGAGAGCAAUUGACUUUAUGAAACGUAUUAUAUUGAUGGUACAAUCAGUCUUGGGGGAAAACAAAUGCUACUAGUAUGUACGUGUCAAGCAGAGGAAUCCCUUUACUUGCUGUUUGCUGACAUGACACAUUCAGUCACUUUAUUAAUUAAUGACAAACUUACCAGAUUGAGUUGUUCUUAUGACUUCAAAACAAAGGCAAUGCAAAACUUGCCACCUAACACUAAUAUUUCCGCAGCAGUGAGACCCUACAAAGUUGUAUCGAGAUAAAUCAAUGCCUUGAGAUACGAGUGGCCCGACUGUAGACAUUCAAUAUAACAGUACUCACAAUCAUAUACUGUAUUCUUUAUCCUCUGCGAGGAGCUGAGAUGUCUAUACUGUACAGACAUCCAUUUACACUAUUAUCAGUCUAGCUGUCUUAUACCGCCCCCAGGUGGCCAAGCACAAUGGCCAUUCAAUUAAUGCAAAGUGUGGGGGGAAAAAAAACUUUGAUUCUAUUAAAUUAUGUAUGUCAUUAACGUGUGUCUUUUUAUAAAGUGCAAAAUUAUAGAGCGCUAUUUUUCUCUUUAAAAAAAAAAAAAAAACAUUACCCACUUUUAUUUUAUUUUUUUUCCCCCAGAGAGGAUGUAAUGGAUUGAUGGCAUUUCCGUUGAUUUCAAUAGGGAAAGAGGAUUUGCAUUACGAGCGUGGCCACAGAAUAAAUUAAACUCGUAUCUCAAGGCACCACUGUGUUUGCUAGUUUGUGAUAGGGAAUAUCAUCAUGUUGAUUUGUACUUGAAAUCAACAAAAUCUGUCCUAAGUUUACUCUCAAGCUUAGUGUCAGCCACAUCCACAUCAUGUGGCCACCAUGAAUUGCCUUUUUUUUUUUUUUCCUUGUAUAACACAAACACAUCAGCUCUCGCUUAUCCCUCGUCUCCUGCUAUCAACAAGUUUGUUUACUGGCACACAGUUACGCUAUGAUACAAGUCAAGCCCUGUUUAUCUGUGUAAAGAUUGUUUGCCAUUUCUCAACUCACGGAAGUGAAGCGUUUUGUCCGGAAUUUAGUUGAAUGGCGGACAUCAGCUGAAUGUGACGCCUUAUCACGCAAAAAUUGGGACUGUAGACAGGACGGCACUCAGUUCAAAGCGCAAUAGGUUUAAUUGGGUGUAAGGAGCAGGCUGACCUCUAAGAGGUGCGAUCAGGCUCCGGUGUUUUUUAUGCUCAGCAGGACAUUUUAAAUGCUCAUUACUGUAUUUAAUCUUGACAUGAGGCAGCCUGAAAUGUUGGCAUCAGAUCGGGAGUGCUUUCCAAACCUGUUUCAAUAUUGCAUUUGUCUUAAUGAUAGCUUAGGAUGGGGAAAGACAAGCUAGCCUUAACAUGCACAUCAGAUUUCCAAAAUUCUGGCAUCUCUGUCCUGAAACAACCCGGUUUCAAGUGUUCUCAUAUUACUGGUUUGGAUAAAAAGUUUGAAGGUUCAUUUACAAACUGCAUAGUUAGAUGGAAGUUUUAAUUUCUCUGUACGUUUUCUCUCUCUGGUUGUUGUGACUCAUAAUCUGACGCAAUAUUCUCAACGUAAAGAGUUUUUUGCUUUCCGUCCAAUCCUGUCAAAACGCAUUAUUUCUGCAGAAACGUACAUAACGUACUUUUUUUUUUACACUAACAUUCUCAUUCAAGUAAUCAGACCCACAGUUUACAGGAGCUAUAAAGUCUACACACCCUUGUUCAAAUGCUAUUGUGAUAUAUAUAUAUAUAUAUAUAUAUAUAUUUAAAAUUGUAUUUAUUUUUAAAUCACUCUACUAUCAAUCAGGAGAAGGGUACAAAAGAAUUUCCAAGGCAUUAAAUAUGGUCAGGGAUGCUGCCAAGAGGUCGACCAAAACAUUUGAAAGAGCUGCAGGAAUUUCCGGCGAGUGCGGGCUGUUUAGUACAUGUGAUAACAAUCACCUGUCUUACAUAUGUCUGGUCUGUGGGGGUACGGUUGCAAGACGGAAGCCUUAUCUUACAAACAAAGUCAUUGGAAGAUAAGGCUGCAUUCUGCAAAAACCAACUUGAAAUCUCCCAAGCAUUUGUGGGAAAUGUAUGCUAUAGUCUGAUAUAACAUUCCAAACACAACACUUUUAAUCCCCAAAAGAUAACCCUUCCUACAGUGAAGCAUGGUGGUGGACGAAUUUUUCUUCACUUGGCACUUGGGCCUUAAUCAACAUGGAGGCAAAUAUGAACAGUUCCAAAUACUAGUCAACUUUCAGGCUUGUGCUCGAAAGCUUACUAGAACAUCAGAACUUCAUUUGGGGUUAAUCAGAGGCACUUUCAACUGUAGUAUGUUUUUACUUUGAAUGCCAUUGAUGAAUUCUGAACUCAACCACAUCCCCAGUCAUGAGGGUGCACACUUGUGCAUUCACAUUACCUUAAGCUAAUUUACCUUCCCUUCUUGAAACAGUUUCUUUUUUAUCAAUUGAGUUGGACAGGUUAUUGGUCAUAAUGCUGGAUGACUUAUCUUGGUUUUAAUUUUUUUUAUAGCACAAAAACUUUCCAUUUUACAGAGCUGUCUAGACUUUUUAUAUUCACUGUAUAUACUGGAGGGUUUUUUUCCAUGUUGGUUUUUAGUUUUGGGAUAUUUGAAGAAUGUGGGACUUGUGUCUCGGCACAUAUGAAAAUGAAAGAAUAUUUAUUAGCGCUGAUAAUUAAUCCUGAUUAUAGCAUAUUAUUUGGAAUGAGAUUGGAUCCAUGUAGCAUAUUUCCUAUCAACAUUGACUCUGCUGUGCUGGCACUCAAAAUUAUUGUGGUUCAUUUCUUAAUAAAGAACAGUGUACAGUCAGCUCAGAAGACAAUUUAUUAAUAUUCCACAAAAUGUUUUUCAUUCAAAACAGAAUGGUACUUACACAUUUGACGCAAAACUAAGAGGAAAUCAUCAUUUCCAUCAACCACUCAAGGAAAUUUAGUUCAAUACAUGUGUAAUUAAAGUGCAAGAUUACUCAGUAAUUAUAAGAGAAUCCAAGAUUGUACCAUGUUGGUUUUGUGAGAACUGAUGAAGGAAUGUUUUUUUUUUUUUUUUUAAUUACUCCUCAGCAGCACAAUACAAAAGGUGCCUUUUCAUUGACAAGGAAAUUCAAGAACUUGGGUCUGUAGUUUCACACUGUUGCCACUAUAAAAGUGCUAUGUUGUUGAGUACUGAAGUUAAUAUCAGAUGCCUUGUCAAAUGCAAUAAGAGCACCAGGUUUAGAGAGAAGCCUUCCAGCAUUUAAAACAAAUGUUAUACAGUGACUAAUGUAAGGAAUUAGCAUACAUACAUUUUCAAAACAAUAGAAUGAGCCCUGAGUUUUGUUAUUUCUGCCUAGGAAACGCUUUAGUUUUCUCCACAUUGGUUACAGGUGUGCUUUUUUGGUACUGGAAUGACAUUGACACAAUGAAAUGUGAAGUUAAAUAUUUUGUCUAUCGUAAAUCCCUGCAAAUGAUCUACCGAGGAGAACAAAUGUCUUAUUUAUUUCUGUAUGUUAUUUUGUUGUUCUUUCACGGGAUUUCUCUUUGCAUAGUCAUUUGUUUUCUUUCUACAGUAAAACCUGCAAGUAUGGUGAAAGGGAAAUGGAAUAUAUUUUUGCAAUUUUUGAUGGCGAGUGUGUUAUGCAAAUGUCAUCCUCAUGAGAAAAGAAAAAGCUUUCAGGAAAACAAAUGUAUUGUUGUCUCAUGAAAAAUUGCAAAUAAAGUUAUUUUCAAUGCA